Molecule: messenger RNA, 2022 nt
Organism: Trichoderma citrinoviride
Lineage: Eukaryota; Fungi; Ascomycota; Sordariomycetes; Hypocreales; Hypocreaceae
Product: HPC2-domain-containing protein
Exons: 2
Coding region: 1-2022 (673 amino acids)
Source: RefSeq, a predicted model, not a curated record
AUGGCUGCUGUCGGCGACGCAUCGACGAGAUUCGAUUCUUCCGCCGGCGAACUCUCCUCCCCGCCCUCGGGCUCCCUCUCAGAACCCGGGUCGCCCUCGCACGGGGCUGGCCGCCGUCCCAACGCCGCAAAGGACCGCUCAAAGCUCGAGAUGGAGGAAAUCGUCGUCAGUGGUGACCAGAACCCGCAGCAGUACUCGCAGCAGUACUCGCAGCCACCACCAGGGGCUUCUCCCGGAAGCGCCCCUGGCGCGCGCAACCAGCCUCCGAAGAAAUAUUCGUUAGUCGACGGCGAAUGGGUGCAGCUAACAGCAGCGGGCGUUCCCCGCAAAAAGCCGGGACGCAAGCCCGGUUCGAUCGUCAAGCCCAAGGCCCCGGCCGAUGGAACCGAGCCGCCCAAGGCUCGCAAGCCGCGAAAGUCGCGAGAGGCUGAGGCAACGCCCGUGCAGCGUAAGAGAAAGCUGGCGCCUGCCUCCGACGUCGACGCCGAUGCGCCCAGUCCACGGCCCCUUGCCCCUGCCGCGCUAGGAGCGCCCUCGUCCUCUUCGCCCUCCCUUCAGCCUCAGCUCGGCGAGGCCUUGACGUCGCCGCCGCAGCAUCAGUUACAGCCGCUCUCGGACAGGCGAUACUCGCCCAAGAUGCAGAAGCGAGAGGGCUACCCCAGCUCCAUGCAGAGCAUUCUUAAUGCCGACCCGCCCCCCGUCACUCGGUCGCCGUCAAACAGCAUCGCUAGCCCAACCUCCAUACCCGUGCGCACCAGCGGCCAGAGCUACGAUCCCAUCCGGGGCAACUAUGAUCCCGUCCGGGAGACCAUCACCUCGCACUACUCCUCAGCCGCCGGGUCUCCGCGAGCCCCCCUGCCGGCUCAGUCCUCGCACCGCUCGCCGUCCAUCGCCAGCAUGAUUGAGCCCCAGCCGGCCAAGGCAUCGCCUAGCCAAUCCCACCAGCCGUAUCCCCCGGCUGUGUCUCAGUCACGCCUGCAGACGCAGGACGCCACCCCGCUGCCGCCUUCCCCGUCAUACGUCCCCAAGGCAUCGACGCCCACGCCAGCGAGCCAGGCCCCGGCUCUGAAGCCUUCCGUCCAUGAUGUAAAACGCGAGGCCCCGACGCCUCCGGCCCCCCGGCCCGUCGUUGACCACUCCAACUUCACCACGAUUGCAAACGGGCCCGUGAAGAAGGUGUCCCCCAAGCAAAAACCCGUCACCGGCGUCUCGACACCAAAGACGGACUGUCUGGAAGAGACCAUCAUGGAGGUGGACGAGAGAUCGAUUCUCGACUUCGGCAGAGCUCGUCCCGGCGAGGAGAAGGAAACGCCCACCAUUGUCCUCACCAUCCCCAUCGGCCAGGGUGAGACCAACAAAUACGUCAACUUCAUGCGCAUGGCCGAGGACCAGUAUGGUUGGGAUGCUCUGCAUCCCCGCCUUGCUGCUGACCGAGACCGCAAGGCUCGCAUUGCUGCGGCCGCCGCGUCCUUGGAGAAGGUCGAGUCUGGCCGCGAGUCCGGUGACGAGAUGUCCGUCGACCUGUCCGAUGCCGAGGGCAGCAAUCCUGAGAAUGGUGGAGUCAGCGGCGCCGAUGCGCAAGCCAAGCCGAAGAAGAAGCGCAAUUUCAAAGAGGAUCAAUACGACGUUGACGACGACUUUGUGGACGAUUCUGAACUGCUCUGGGAGGCUCAGGCUGCUGCCAGCCGAGACGGCUUCUUUGUUUACUCUGGUCCCUUGGUCCCCGAGGUCGAGAAGCCAGCUGCAGGGCACGAGGAACGCCCUAAGCGCGGACGAGGCGGACGUGGCAGUCGAGGAGGCGCCCGGGGAGGAGCAACUCGAGGAGGAGCAACCACCGGGCGCGGUGGCGGCCCAGGCUCUAGAGGCGGCGCCGUCACACGGAAGCCUCGCAUCACCAAGACCGAAAAGGCCCAGCGGGAGAAGGAGAAGGCCGAACGAGAGAGCAUGGCCAAGGCGUCGGCCAACGGAUAUCCACUCCAGCCCACCACGCCAUCAUUGUCUGUCCGCGAGCUUGGUUCCUAG